UAAACUGUGCAGUAACAGUACGUUCGUUUCCUCUUCGUCCUCCAGUCCAACAGGGAUCGCUGCUGGCUCGGAGCUCGGAGUCUCUGUCUUCCUCCCGCUGGCUCUUUGUUCGCUCCGAGACACAAAGUUCUCAUAAAGGAGGAACAUGUCCGCCGUGCAGCUACUGCGGGUGUCGGUACGUGAGCGGAUCAGCGCUGCAGCUGAAGACUUUCUGCUGCAGGUGGAGAAAGGAGGAGGAAAGGAUCAAGUCCCAGCGCUGAGAGCGAUGCUAACCGAGCGGCUAAUGGCGGCAGCUGAGGAGAUCCUCGCGGUGCUUGAGGAAACCGUGGCCGAGUACGAAGACAGAGUGGAGCAGUCCGAGCGGUCCGAGGUGGAGAUCUGCCGCCAGAGGAGGCUGCUCGAUGCCGCGAUGAAGCCGGUAGUCCGGUUGCACAGAGCAGACUUCCUGCAACUGGUGGUGAGGAAAGAAGAGGUUCCCCCUGAGCAGCAGCAGUGGAGCCCCCUUCUGGACCAGGAGGACCCAGAUCCCAACCACAAUAAAAAGGAAGAACCGUGGACUAAUCAGGAUGGACAGCAGCCUCAAGGACUGGAAGAGGCUGAUAACAAGUUCACAUUGACUCUUGUCGCUGUAAAGAGAGAAGAAGAGGAAGAGAAACAUAAAUUGUCAAAGCUUCAUCUGAGUGAGACCAAGAAGAACAGAGCGGACUGUGAAGGACCAGAACCAGCCUGGAACUCAGGUCCUGAUGGACGUUUACAACCAGGUCCUGAGGACAAGACUGAAGACUCUUCUGAGACUGACGUCAGUAAGGAUGAUUGGAUGGAGACCAUGGAACCUCAGUCUGGUUUAAUUACAAGAAAUAACAAACAGCCUCUUAUUGAUAUGGGAUGUAAGACAGAAAAGAAAACGUUUAGUUGCUCUGAGUGUGGUGAAAGAUUUACCAAAUGGGGCAACCUAAAUACACAUAUGAGGAGUCAUACAGGAAAGAAACCCUUCAGUUGCUCUGAGUGUGGUAUAACAUUUAGUCGAAAUGAAGAACUGAAAUUCCAUAUGAGCAUUCAUACCAGAGAGAAUCUAAUGAGUUGCUCUGUGUGUGGUAGAAGAUGUAGAAAAAUGUCUGAUUUAACAAGACAUAUGAGGAGUCAUACGGGAGAGAAACCGUUUAGUUGCUCUGAGUGUGGUAAAAGAUUCACAGUAGGUGGCAGUCUAAAAAAACAUAUGAGGAGUCAUACGGGAGAGAAGCCGUUUAGUUGCUCUGAGUGUGGUAAAAAAUUCAUUGUAAAUGGCAGCCUAAAACAACAUAUGAGGAGUCAUACGGGAGAGAAACCGUUUAGUUGCUCUGAGUGUGGUGAUAGAUUUACCAAAAGGGGCAACCUAAAUACACAUAUGAGGAGUCAUACGGGAGAGAAACCGUUUAGUUGCUCUGAGUGUGGUAAAAGAUUCACAGAAAGUGGCAGUCUAAAAAAACAUAUGAGGAGUCAUACGGGAGAGAAGCCGUUUAGUUGCUCUGAGUGUGGUAAAAGAUUCACUGUAAAUGACAGUCUAAAAAAACAUAUGAGGACUCAUACGGGAGAGAAACCGUUUAGUUGCUCUGAGUGUGGUGGAAGAUUUACCAUAAGGGGCAACCUAAAUACACAUAUGAGGAUUCAUACAGGAAAGAAACCCUUCAGUUGCUCUGAGUGUGGUAUAGCAUUUAGUCGAAAUGACGAACUGAAAUUCCAUAUGAGCAUUCAUACCGUGGGAAUCUAGUGAGUUGCUCUGUGUGUGGUAGAAGAUGUACAAAAAAAGUCUCAUUUAACAAAACAUAUGAGGAGUCAUACGGGAGAGAAGCCAUUUAGUUGCUCUGAGUGUGGUAAAAGAUUCACUGUAAAUGACAGCCUAAAACAUCAUAUGAGGAGUCAUACGGGAGAGAAUGAAUUAAGUUGCUCUGUGUGUGGUGAUAGAUUUACCAGAAAGUGCAUUCUAAAUAUACAUAUGAGGAGUCAUAGGGGAGAGAAACGCUUUAGUUGCUCUGAGUGUGAUGAAAGAUUUACCCAAAAGAGCAUUCUAAAUAUACAUAUGAGGAGUCAUACUGGGAGAGAAACGCUUUAGUUUCUCUGAAUGUAGUAAAACAUUUGGUCAAAAUGACGAACUGAAAUUCCAUAUGAGGAUUCAUAUCGGAUAGAAUCUAGUUAGUUCCUCUGAGUGUGGUAAGCGAUUCAGCAGACAGUCAGCUUUUUACGAGACAUAUGAGGGGUCACAGAGCUUACACAGUCACAGAGUAUGUUUGUUUAGGUUAGGCUACAUCGCGGAAAUGUUACAGGUACUGAGCAACGACAUGGUGCAAGCAUUCGAUUUAGACAGCGUCUCUCCUCAGUAGAAGGAAAACAUUCUGUUUAGCCAGACCUCAGAUAAUAUGAACGUGUUCACCGUUCAAAUUAAUUAUUGCUCAAAAAUGUGCGUUUAGUUUAUCGUUCUCGUAAAAAUGAAUGUGUUCAAAGAACGCGUUCUUUUGAACGUUUUCAUGCACAACACUGGUUUCAAGUUCAUAAAGGAAUACACACUGUCAUUGAAUAUCACUUUCAAUUUUGCAAAGUUUUGGGAAAAUUCAUUGUGAUUUAGAAGUGGAACACAGAAUGUGAAAAAUAUGAAAAUGGGCUGUUUUGGGUGUUCUCUUAGCAAAGUGUAAUCAACAAAAUAAACUUAACCAGUGGUGGAAUAAGAAUUCAGAUCAUUCACUGAAGUAAAAGUACAGAGACAGUAAAGUCAUAUUGUAUUUUAAGUAAAAGUACGAAGACAGUGAAGAAGAAAUACCCAAUAAUAAAUUCAUAGUUAACUGUUUCAAAUCGAGAAUUAAGAAUCCCUCCUUUGUCUUUUUUUAACAUUUUCAUGUCCCUAAAAAAUAUAAAUCAUUGAAUAACAAAAAAGAAUUGUGUUGAUAUUUCUUGUUUCAACUGAUUUGAUUUAUACCACUAUAUACUUUUCAUAAUGUUGUUCAUGUCUUUAUGUUUGAAAUGUUUUCGCUGCACACUAUGUAUAUGUAUGUUCUUGACUAGUUCAUAUGAUUAAAUAUGUUCGUUUUGAAUCAC
This is a messenger RNA of Platichthys flesus (European flounder), 3066 nucleotides long. RefSeq names its product gastrula zinc finger protein XlCGF57.1-like. Gene Ontology annotation, biological process: regulation of transcription by RNA polymerase II. The record is from RefSeq and is a predicted model, not a curated record. Bases 146 to 1747 code for a protein of 533 amino acids. Gene Ontology annotation, molecular function: DNA-binding transcription factor activity, RNA polymerase II-specific; RNA polymerase II cis-regulatory region sequence-specific DNA binding. Lineage: Eukaryota; Metazoa; Chordata; Actinopteri; Pleuronectiformes; Pleuronectidae. The transcript has 2 exons.